UGGGUCGGUAGCUGAGCGCCGGCGGCAGUGUGGGAGCGAGCGGCCGCGGAGCCCCAGCGCUGUUCUCGCGGGAUCACCCGGCGAGUCGGAGCAUCGUACAGGCCGAGCGCCGGUCCCGGAGUUAGGGCGGCGGGAGCAGCCAGCGGCAGCGGAGCAGCAGGUUCGGAGUACGCGCAGCACAGCCGAGGCGGAGGAGGACCGAGCCGGCCAUGUCGGUGGUGGGGCUGGACGUGGGCUCGCAGAGCUGCUACAUUGCGGUGGCCCGGGCCGGGGGCAUUGAGACCAUCGCCAACGAGUUUAGCGACCGGUGCACCCCGUCAGUCAUAUCAUUUGGAUCAAAAAAUAGAACAAUUGGAGUUGCAGCCAAAAAUCAGCAAAUCACUCAUGCAAACAAUACAGUGUCUAACUUUAAGAGAUUCCAUGGCCGAGCAUUCAAUGACCCCUUCAUUCAAAAGGAAAAGGAAAACUUGAGCUAUGAUUUGGUUCCAAUGAAAAAUGGUGGUGUUGGAAUAAAGGUAAUGUACAUGGAUGAAGAACAUCUAUUUAGCGUAGAGCAGAUAACAGCCAUGUUGCUGACUAAGUUAAAAGAAACUGCUGAAAACAAUCUCAAGAAACCAGUGACAGAUUGUGUCAUUUCGGUCCCCUCCUUCUUCACAGAUGCUGAGAGGAGGUCUGUACUGGAUGCUGCACAGAUUGUUGGCUUAAACUGCUUGAGACUUAUGAAUGACAUGACAGCUGUUGCUUUGAAUUAUGGAAUUUAUAAGCAAGAUCUCCCAAACCCAGAUGAGAAGCCUCGGAUAGUGGUAUUUGUUGAUAUGGGACACUCAGCUUUUCAAGUGUCUGCCUGUGCUUUUAACAAAGGAAAAUUGAAGGUUCUGGGAACAGCUUUCGAUCCCUUUUUGGGAGGAAAGAACUUUGAUGAAAAGCUAGUUGAACAUUUUUGUGCUGAGUUUAAAACCAAGUACAAGUUAGAUGCAAAAUCCAAAAUUCGAGCACUCCUUCGUCUCUAUCAGGAGUGUGAAAAAUUGAAAAAACUAAUGAGUUCUAAUAGCACGGAUCUGCCACUAAAUAUUGAGUGCUUUAUGAAUGACAAAGAUGUCUCUGGAAAGAUGAACAGGUCACAAUUCGAAGAACUAUGUGCGGAACUCCUGCAAAAAAUAGAAGUACCCCUCCAUUCAUUGAUGGAACAGAUUCAUCUCAGGAUAGAAGAUGUGAGUGCUGUAGAGAUAGUAGGAGGUGCAACAAGAAUUCCAGCUGUGAAAGAAAGAGUGGCCAAAUUCUUUGGAAAAGAUGUCAGCACCACACUGAAUGCAGACGAAGCUGUAGCCAGAGGCUGUGCACUGCAGUGUGCAAUUCUUUCUCCGGCAUUUAAAGUUAGAGAAUUUUCCGUCACAGAUGCAGUUCCUUUUCCAAUAUCUCUAGUCUGGAACCAUGAUUCAGAAGACACGGAAGGUGUUCAUGAAGUGUUUAGUCGAAACCAUGCCGCUCCUUUCUCUAAAGUUCUCACCUUCUUGAGAAGGGGACCAUUUGAACUAGAAGCUUUCUAUUCUGAUCCUCAAGGAGUCCCAUAUCCAGAAGCAAAAAUAGGCCGCUUUGUAGUUCAGAAUGUUUCUGCACAGAAAGAUGGAGAAAAAUCUAGAGUGAAAGUCAAAGUACGAGUGAACACCCAUGGCAUUUUCACCGUCUCUACUGCAUCUAUGGUAGAGAAGGUCCCAACCGAGGAGGAUGAUGUGUCUUCUCUUGAGGCAGGCAUGGAGUGUCCAAACCAGAGACCAGCGGAAAACCCAGAUGCUGAUAAAAAUAUCCAGCAAGACAACAGUGAAGCUGGAACACAGCCCCAGGUACAAACUGAUGGUCAACAAACCUCACAGUCUCCCCCUUCACCUGAACUUACCUCAGAAGAAAACAAAAUCCCAGAUGCUGACAAAGCAAAUGAAAAGAAAGUUGACCAGCCUCCAGAAGCUAAAAAGCCUAAAAUAAAGGUGGUUAAUGUUGAGCUACCUAUUGAAGCUAACUUGGUCUGGCAGUUAGGGAAAGACCUUCUUAACAUGUAUAUUGAGACAGAGGGGAAGAUGAUAAUGCAGGAUAAAUUGGAAAAAGAGAGAAAUGAUGCCAAAAACGCAGUGGAGGAGUAUGUGUAUGAGUUCAGGGACAAGCUGUGUGGACCAUAUGAAAAAUUCAUAUGUGAGCAGGAACACCAAAAAUUUUUGAGACUCCUCACAGAGACUGAAGACUGGCUCUAUGAAGAGGGCGAGGACCAGGCCAAACAAGCAUAUGUCGACAAGUUGGAAGAGUUGAUGAAAAUGGGGACUCCCGUUAAAGUCCGAUUUCAAGAAGCUGAGGAACGCCCAAAAGUGUUUGAGGAACUGGGACAGCGGCUACAGCACUAUGCCAAGAUAGCAGCAGACUUCAGAAAUAAGGAUGAGAAAUACAACCAUAUUGAUGAAUCUGAAAUGAAAAAGGUCGAGAAGUCUGUUAAUGAGGUGAUGGAGUGGAUGAAUAAUGUCAUGAAUGCUCAGGCGAAAAAGAGUCUUGAUCAGGAUCCUGUUGUACGUGCUCAAGAAAUAAAAGCAAAAAUCAAGGAUUUGAAUAAUGUUUGUGAACCUGUUGUAACUCAACCCAAACCAAAAAUUGAAUCACCCAAACUGGAGAGAACUCCAAAUGGCCCAAAUACUGACAAACAAGAAGAUGAUUUAGAAGGCAAAAAUAAUUUUGGUGCUGAAGCUCCGCAUCAGAACGGUGAAUGUUACCCUAACGCGCAGAGCUCUGUGAACAUGGACUUGGACUAGUGGUAUUAAGCUGGCUUACUCCUUCAAUGAAUGAAAUAUUUUUGCCAUAGUAUGUGAUUCUACAUAACAGACUGAGACUAUUUAUAUUUUGUUUUUUUUAAGAAUGUCUAGAAAUUUUGUGUAUUAUAUGGAAAAAAAGAAAAAGCUUAAGUCUGUAGUCUUUAUGAUCCUAAGGGGAAAAUUGCCUUGGUAACUUUCAGAUUCCUGUGGAAUUGUGAACCCAUACUGAGCUUCUGUGCAGUAUUACCAUUUGUAUCACUGAGGAUGAAUUGAUUUCUGUCUUGUGAGGAAACAAACUGUACUGCUUGUUCAAGAGGGCUGUGAAUAGCAUCUUUAAGCACUUGUUCCUGCCAAGGUAGUUUUCUUGCAUUUUGCUCUCCAUUUCAGCAUGUGUGUGGCUGUGGGUGUUUAUAAGCAAGACUAAGUCUGAAUUCAUAAGGGCUUUUGACAAUUAAUUCUGUCCAGUAGGGUGAUUUGCUUUCAUAUUAUUACAAAUUCAAUGAGUAAAACAAAAGCUAGUGAAAUGUGUUAGCAGCAUGCAAAAUAAAACUAUAAAGUUACCUCGCUAUCAGUGCAUUGUCGUGUGAAGGUGCGACAUGAAAGAACGUUGAUCCUGUUGUAACUGAUUGUGUAAACUAUGAACUUUAAAAUAAAGUUCAUUCUGGUGUUGUUUCUAAA
This is a messenger RNA of Nannospalax galili (Upper Galilee mountains blind mole rat), 3467 nucleotides long. Its product is annotated as heat shock protein 105 kDa. Bases 210 to 2789 code for a protein of 859 amino acids. The record is from RefSeq and is a predicted model, not a curated record. The transcript has 18 exons. Gene Ontology annotation, molecular function: ATP binding; ATP-dependent protein folding chaperone. Gene Ontology annotation, biological process: protein folding. Gene Ontology annotation, cellular component: nucleus; cytosol. NCBI's taxonomy places the organism in Eukaryota, Metazoa, Chordata, Mammalia, Rodentia, Spalacidae.